Molecule: messenger RNA, 1879 nt
Organism: Cannabis sativa
Lineage: Eukaryota; Viridiplantae; Streptophyta; Magnoliopsida; Rosales; Cannabaceae
Product: delta-aminolevulinic acid dehydratase, chloroplastic
Exons: 12
Coding region: 253-1548 (431 amino acids)
Biological process (GO): heme biosynthetic process
Cellular component (GO): cytosol
Molecular function (GO): zinc ion binding; porphobilinogen synthase activity
Source: RefSeq, a predicted model, not a curated record
AUUUGAAAGAGUCGUCGUUGGUUAGCUGAAGUGGUGGGACCCAAUGGAAUCCGAUCCAAACAGGUCUGUCAUCUUCUCCGAUUGGCUUCUUCCUAUCUCCUUACUCCUUUCAAUCCCAUAAACAUAAUCACUUCUCUCUCUUCUUUCUCUCUCUAAAACGAACUUUCUCCAUUUUCCUUUUCACUUUCUCGUCAUCCAAACACUCAAAAAAUCAAACCACAACGAAAUUAAAGCUUAAUUACCGGUUAAUUAAUGGCGUCGUCGACGGCGAUACUUAAUGUGCCUACCAGUGUUGGAGCAAUCAAGGGUUUGGAUUGUCAAAGCUACGUCGGUCUUCGACCUUUGGUGGUUAGUGUGAGAAGUUUUGAUUCUGUAGCGAUUAAAUCCAAGACUAGCCGUAGAUUUGUAGUUCGAGCUAGCGAAACUCAUAGCGGACCUUUUAAGAAGUUGGGAUUGAGUGAUGCUGAAUGUGAAGCUGCUGUUGUUUCCGGAAAUGUUCCUGAAGCGCCGCCUGUUCCUCCGAAGCCGGCUGCACCAGCUGGAACUCCUGUGGUUUCUACGCUUCCAAUAAAUAGGCGGCCUCGUCGGAACAGGAAAUCACCUGCGUUUAGAGCAGCAUUUCAGGAAACUACAUUAUCCCCUGCGAAUUUUGUCUACCCACUUUUUAUUCAUGAAGGUGAGGAGGAUACACCUAUUGGAGCUAUGCCUGGAUGUUAUAGGCUUGGCUGGAGACAUGGACUUGUGGAAGAGGUUUCGAAGGCUCGGGAUGUUGGUGUCAAUAGCAUUGUGCUUUUCCCCAAAGUUCCAGAUGGUUUAAAGACUCCAACAGGAGAUGAAGCUUACAAUGAGAAUGGCUUAGUCCAGCGGUCAAUUCGGUUGCUCAAAGACAAGUUCCCUGAUCUUGUAAUCUACACUGAUGUUGCUUUAGAUCCCUACUCAUCUGAUGGGCAUGAUGGUAUCGUUAGGGAAGAUGGAGUUAUAUUGAAUGAUGAGACAGUACAUCAAUUGUGCAAACAAGCUGUUGCCCAGGCGCGAGCCGGAGCAGAUGUUGUCAGUCCUAGUGACAUGAUGGACGGUCGUGUUGGAGCAAUUCGGUCUGCUCUUGAUGCUGAAGGCUUUCAUCACGUUUCUAUCAUGUCUUACACAGCAAAGUAUGCAAGUUCAUUUUAUGGUCCAUUUCGAGAAGCACUAGACUCAAAUCCACGAUUUGGUGACAAAAAGACUUAUCAGAUGAACCCGGCAAAUUAUAGAGAAGCUUUAGUCGAGACCCGUGAAGAUGAGGCUGAAGGAGCUGAUAUCCUGUUGGUGAAACCUGGUCUGCCGUACUUAGAUAUCAUAAGACUACUCAGAGAUAACUCUUCUUUACCUAUUGCUGCAUAUCAGGUAUCAGGUGAAUAUGCAAUGAUCAAGGCUGGUGGAGUACUCAAAAUGAUCGACGAAGAAAAGGUUAUGCUCGAAUCGUUGAUGUGCCUUCGACGGGCCGGUGCUGACAUCAUUCUGACAUAUUUCGCCUUACAAGCUGCCAAGUCUUUAUGUGGAGAAAAGUAAGAGAAGAAGAGAAGGAGCUUGUUGAACUUAGAAGAAGGGAAUUACAAUUGUGAUUUGAUCAAAUAAUAAUGUAAUUGUAAUAUUAGAACUUGAAAAUGGUAGGAUUAACAAUGCGGUUUGUAGUUUUGCAGUAUUGAGAGUUAGGACUUGUUUGAUUAACAGUUAAGUAGUGUUGUGUUGUUGUCAUAUUGAUUGUAUUUUAGUAUUUUGUACUGUAAAUUAUUGACUAGACUACACAGACUACCUACCUACCUACCAAACAUAGCCCAAACCCCUAAGUUAUUUGUUCAUGCAUAUUUGUUGUGUCAUGUAGAUUGAAGUUUUUUCUUCA